UCAACAAGAAAGGAACCUGUUGGGCAUGUGACUCGGAUCCCGCCGCGCCAAAGAAACACUGACAUCAAAGUAGUGGGGCGCGUUAGCGCCGGCGCGACCAGAAAGACACACCGACGAGCGCACCAGCACCGACACGACCAAAGACAGCCCGAGCACCGAACGACGAUGUUCGAGUCCAGCGUUGACCAAGUUAGCGAGUGUGGAAAACGACGCCGCGUCUCACCCAUCGAGUGGUCACAUCACAGUCCUAGUCCUAGGUAUAAUAAAAUGCUAAAUGUACUUGUCCUAGGUAGAGGUAUGGUCUAGACUUCUGACAUGUCAGUGGUCAUAUCACCAUGUAACUCACCCACCACCAUGUAGCCUAUAAAUAGGGCAUUUACUCCGGUGGGUGAGGAGAUCGGAUUUUGGAAACUCUAUCUCUAAGAAAACAAUACACUUCUCUCUCUAAAAGACUCUCUCAACUCUUUCCUUCUUUCCCUCCAAAGUCUUGAACUGAUUCCUGUUGCUCAUUCUCCUCGACCCCCUUGUACGUGAAUCUCACUCCUACACUCAGUUAGGUUCAAACAGAACCAAUUUACACGAGGAGAAGGAUGAAGCGAACCGAAAUUGUAGAGUGUCAUAAAAAAAUGAAGAAGAAACUCUUUAUGGGUCGUUUGGAUGGGUUAAUUGUCAAUGUGGUAUUUGUAGAGUCAAAUAACUCUUUUAUUGUUCAUGUAGUAUUUCAGUGGUAAUUAAAAUACAGUAUCUCCGUUUGGUUGAACCAUGCAAAUGUGGUAUUUGACAUGUGAUAUUUGGUAAAAGUAGAGUCAAAUAAAUCACUGUCCAAAUAACUCAUUUCAGUAAAAUGUUGUCAAACGAGUUAUUUGUGUCCAAAUAACUCAAUUAUUUGAACCCAAAUAACUCAUAUAAAUACUUCAUCCAAACAACCCCUAAUAAAAAAAACUGUAUAACUUCAAAGUCCCAACACAUUAACCCAAACGACAAGAAGGAGAUAUGUAAACAUUGACUUCAAAGUCCUAUGCCUCAGCUCAUUCGAUUUUACCAAUUUCUGAAAAAAUAACUAGAACAAAAGAAAAAGGUCCUUUAAUUUGUGGACACUUUCCUAUUGUACCUCAUAGUCCAUAUGCGAUUGAUCCCAGUCAUUUUCAAGUUAAAUGUUGAAUUUUUUUAUAAGUGAAUAUCUAUGAAGUAUUUUUUUCUUAUUCUUUUAAUUAGGGUAUAUCCUAAAAACGCCCUUCUAUUUUGCCUAUUUUCCUCAUCACAACAUUUUUCAUCAAAGAAUUCAUUUGUUGAUGGGGGAGGGUCUAUAAUCCGACCCCCCUAUGGCUAUGGUGGUGCAUAAAGAUUAAAGAAGGAACAAAUUUGACAAGUUUCCUAAUUAAUUGUCGAGUCCGUUACAAUAACUAACAAAAUUUUUGAUGGAAAACAUGAUUUAAACUUUAGAGGCUUGUUUGUUAAGAUUCUAAUUGUAGGAUGGGGUGUAAGUUGAGAAUGGAAGCAGAGGGAUGUGCUUGUUAAAAUAUGCAGAAUAUAAGAGUGUGUUUAGCACAUAAUCCUCUCAUUAUUUAGUUAUCCCUUAAAAAAAUGAAUACACAUAAUAAAAUCAUUUUCUUUCAUAUCCAAAAAUUAGAUAACCCUCACAAAUAUCUCAACAGCUCGAAAACGUAGAAACUAUAUAUAUAUAUAUGUAAACUUUGUCAAAAUUGAGUCCUUUUCAUGGAUCAAGUUGAUAAAUCUUUGAUUUGGACCCUUCAUUAGCACAACUAGGUCUACAUCUCUACCCAUCAACAGUCUGGGAAAACAAUGUUUAUCCCUAACAGAUUCAGGAUAUGCAAGACAUGACUGCCCUACAAUUUGCAUUGUUCUGUUUGGCUAUGUGAUAUUGAUGGUCUAAGAUGGUACAAUCUUUUUAAUCCGGUUCUCCAACCAUUGUGUUUUCACCAAAGCCGGUUACCGCCUUCCGGGCCCAGCUGCUGAGGUAAGAGGCAAAGGAUCCACUUGAUGAAUAAUAACCAUCCGAUAUCAAAUCCCAUCUCGUCUAUCUAUCGUAAUACGUCCGGAUGCCAAAGCUUCCUAAAUAUAUUGAAGCGAGGAAUACUAGGAUCAGAGCGCUAGCAUCCCGUUGCUCUCUAUCGAUUGCUCACUAGUCACUGCUGUCUCAUACGAACAAAAGAAGGAAUAUCCUAGGGCCUACGAAGCCCGUAUAGACUUCCUUUGGUCAAGGGCCCAAUACCAACAUCAUCUUUUGUGGGUGUGACAAAUUGGGCCGCUGUUAAGGAUCGAACAGUAAAUGGACCGGAUUCUCUUUAGUUGGGCUUUCGUGGAUCAUACACACUACCCAGCUCGGUGGCGGUGAUUUAAUAACUGUUGAAAUAAAAUAUUGGAACUGGUGUAUGUAUACAAAUAAUUGAGCCACCCAAAGUCAUGUUGCCGUUAGAAUUUUGUUAUAUAUGUAGUUUUUUUUUAAUUCAUGUACCGUUGCAAGUUGCAACGAAGAGUAAUGGGAUCUGGAAUAAUGGGUUCGUGGAAUAUCCUUUCUUGAGAGGAGCAUCAGAUUGCAGGCAGGCCGUUAAUUUCUAUUUUCUACCUAAUCCGUGCUUUUAGACUUAUUUAUAAGAUAUGGAUCUUUCUCAACAAUUCGAAUUGUGUUGGUACCAAUUGAUUUAGUUCUUAAUACGAUUUCAGAGUCUUCUUUAUUCAAAAGGGGUUAUCUUCGAUUUCAAACAUUUUUACAGGGUGAUCCUCUGCACUCAUAUGAUCUUACGAUCAAAAUAAUGAUAUUGUAAGUCCAUGAUACUAAGACAUGUACAAACUUUCAUGCUCAUAAGAGUUAACGAAGCAAAUGUGAAGUAUGACGUAAGAUUUGUUGUGGCUGAAAGAGUGAUUAAAAAGUUGAUCCAUCGUAUCAUAACCAUAUUUUUCAAUUUAUCAUACUAUAAUUUGGACAUGGAGAAACUGAAAACUGGCAUGCUGUAUGUCUCUUGUAGAUGCCAAAAAAAUUAAGAAAUAUCAAAGUGAUUACAAGCAAUGUAUAUAAAUAUGCCCAAUUAGUAGCACGCAUGAUUGGCGAAAGUACGUCAUUUGGCAUGCGGCCAGCCAUUUUCUCCUCCAGUGUCACAUAUACCCGUGGUCAUUGGUUCUAUAAUUUUCAAAUGCCUUUGCAAUCCAUGAUUAGUUGUUAUGUAUACAAAUAAGAUGAGGUGUUGGGUUUUUUUUACUUCAACUCUAUUUAAACGAACGAGACUUGUGAGACGAGCAUAUCGAUCACGAUACUUAUAAACUAAAGCUUAACUCGAAAGGACAAGUGCUAGGACCAUUUGACAACUUACACAUUGAGUCUGGCCAUGUCUUAAAUUCCUUGACACAUUCUUCUCGUCAAGUUUAGCCUCAAUUUGGUAGGGGCAUAAAUUACAAUGUUAUGGUGAUAAUGUGAGGUGUGGAACAUGAACUGAUGAACGGGCUGAUAAGUGACAUGCCGAUCGAGCAGUUGGCGGCCCAUUGGCCUUUUCCCAUAAAAGAUAAAUCCAAUCCAGUAGCAGUACAAGUCACUUUCCAAUACCAACAAGAAGACUCAAAAGAGAGAAAAAGAAAAAAGGGAAAUACGAAAAGCCGAUCUUGUCCCUGCCCUGUCAUCAUUAGGUGGAAGCCUGGGACACUUUUAUCUUCUCGUCGUUUCUUUCUAGUCACGGCGCACGAGCUUCAUGACCAUUCUGGCCCACGUUUUCACGGCAGCUGGUUUUGGUUUUACCGUUUUGGAAACUCCUAGAAGCUCACGGUCCGUUACUGGUCUUGCUUUCCAAUUCUACCCCUCUCCUUCUCAAACCAGUGGGUGAACCAAGUAUGAUCAAUCUUAUCGUAAGUCGUAAUUCUAAAUAGAUUAAGUCUCAAAUGACAAAGAAAGAUAUGUGAUCAAGGAUCAAAACAAAUGACGGAUCACAAUUUUUCAUAAUGUAUAUUGUAAUUCAGUCGUUUAAAAGUUAAGACUAUCGAGCGAGGUCGAACUGAUGAGCGAUAUACAGCGCAAUAGGCAUUACGCAGCACGGGCAAAAAUCAAUAAAUCAGGGUAAACCAGUAAUAAAAAAAAAAAAUUAAGAGGGAGGAAUUAAACACAAGAGGAGGAGCGACGUAUUCUCCAAGUCAGAGAGCACAGAGAGGAAGUUUAAUUUUUUUUACCGUGAGCAAAAAGCCAAAGAAAAAACGCGAAACAGCGACAAUUUCGAUGCCCUUCCCUCACCCACCUUUCUCCCCCCGCUCCCCAAUAUAUAAACCCCUAACCCCUUCACCGUUUUCCCCCACCUCGUCUUUCCCACAGUUUCCGAUCUCGCUCAAUCCUCUCCUCUUCAGCACCUAAUCCUCUCCGUCGCCUCACCAUGUCUUGCUACAAGGGCAAAUACGCCGAUGAGCUUGCUCGCAAUGCUGCCUACAUUGGCACUCCCGGAAAGGGAAUUCUCGCUGCUGAUGAGUCCACCGGCACCAUCGGCAAGCGUCUCUCCAGCAUCAACGUUGAGAAUGUUGAGGAGAACAGGCGUGCUCUCCGUGAGCUCCUCUUCACUGCCCCCGGUGUUCUCCAGUACCUAAGUGGCAUUAUCCUCUUCGAGGAGACCCUCUACCAGAAGACCAAGUCAGGGAAGCCCUUCGUUGAUGUCAUGAAGGAAGCUGGAGUCCUCCCCGGUAUCAAGGUCGACAAGGGCACUGUGGAGCUUGCUGGAACCAACGGUGAGACCACCACCCAAGGGCUUGACGGCCUUGCUGCGAGAUGCGCCAAGUACUACGAGGCUGGUGCCAGAUUCGCCAAGUGGCGUGCUGUCCUCAAGAUCGGCCCCAAUGAGCCAUCCCAGCUGGCCAUCAAUGAGAACGCCAAUGGCCUUGCCCGGUAUGCCAUCAUCUGCCAGGAGAACGGCCUGGUGCCCAUUGUCGAGCCCGAGAUCCUUGUCGACGGCCCCCAUGAUAUCGACAGGUGCGCCGAUGUCACCGAACGUGUCAUUGCUGCCUGCUACAAGGCCCUCAACGACCACAAGGUCUUCCUCGAGGGAACCCUCCUGAAGCCAAACAUGGUGACCCCUGGAUCCGACUCCAAGAAGGUGUCACCCGAGGUGAUUGCUGAGUACACUGUCCGUGCCCUUCAGAGGACCAUGCCUGCUGCAGUCCCUGCUGUUGUGUUCCUGUCCGGUGGACAGAGCGAGGAGGAAGCCACUGUCAACCUCAACGCAAUGAACAAGCUCCAGACCAAGAAGCCAUGGACCCUGUCCUUCUCUUUCGGCCGUGCCCUCCAGCAAAGCACCCUCAAGGCUUGGGGUGGCAAGGAGGAGAACUGGAAGAAGGCUCAGGAUGCUUUGCUCACCAGGGCCAAGGCCAACUCCGAGGCAGUGCUCGGGAAGUACAAGGGCGAUGCCACCCCUGCUGAGGGAGCUUCGGAGAGCCUCCACGUCAAGGACUACAAGUACUGAGCAGCUGAAAGGUCAGGUCCUUCGGCUUGGUCUCAGGGCGUUUAGCUGUUUUUAGGGCUUCGGUUGUUUCCCUCUUUUCUCCCUGCGAUUAACAUUUAGGUUUUGGAAAAUGAAAGAAACAGAAAGAAUAAGUGGGGUAAGCUUUUUUUGUUGUUGUUGAGUGUUUGAUCACUUUUGGGACAGUUUCUUCUUCGGCUUUAAGGAGGCAUUUCUGUGCUUGUUAUGGUUUGCUUCUAAAAACUUGGUAUCUACAUUUCUGGUUGUAUUUACUAUUUUGUGGUGACGUUUGAGUUUAAUAGAGUCGGCAUCUUUUUUAAAUCAUUGCGCAGUUGCUGUAUGUACCUCUUACCAUGGCCAACCUUCUUGUGUGGAUUACUACUGGUCGGCCGAGGUAUAAGCUUCCAUUGCUUUGAAGGUUGAUUGGCGCUCUGGUUACUUGUUGUCAUUGUUGUGCUUACGAUGAAUAUGUCACUCGUGUCCUUAGAGGUAAGGUAUAAGCUUUUGUUGCUUUGAACUUCCAAGGUUGAUUGUCGCUUUGGUUACUUGGUAAUAUUGCCACCGGUCACUGUAGUUGUUGUGCUUACGACGAAUAUGCCACUCUUGUCCUUGGAGACAUAAGCUUUUGUUGCAUCGAAGGUUUAUUGUCGCUCUGGUCACCUGGUAAUAAUGCCACCAGUUGCUAUAGUUGUUCUCCUUGCUACGAAUCUGCCACUCGUAGUUGAUUGUCGCCUUUGUGGCAAUGCAAAUCCCCUAUGCUUGCAGUUGUAGAAGCAGCGGCCUUCUGUUCCAGAGGUUACUUGUUACAAACCUGCACAGAACAAGAAUUUAUGUUAGCAGGAGUGUGAAGGGAUGCAAGUCUCGUCGGCUUUGGUUAAGAGGAUUGAUGUAUUUGUUGGUCCUUUUGCGAGUAGUUUUUCAUAAGCUGGCGAUUGAAUCGAGGUCAUGGACCGGAUGUUACACCAAUGAAGGCUAGGAAUGGAAACAUUUGUUAAGAAUCAAAGUUUCGUGAUCAAUUUGUAAUUUGUUUGAAAAUCUGAUGAUGGGACUAGUGCAGUCCAAGUCGUUAAAUGGGCUUCUAACAGGGGAAAAAAAAUUAAACGGCCCGCGGUCCACAUGGUGGCAACUAAUGUCACUCUCCAUCGUAUUUGGCCCUGGAUACUAAAGCCCAUGAAAUCAUAUCGCCCAAAGGAGCGCCGUUAGCCCGCUCAAAGAGCAGAAACAGAAAAAAAUGAAAAGAAAACACAAAAAUAAUGGCCCAUACAGGUCUCGAACCUGUGACCUUCGCGUUAUUAGCACGACGCUCUAACCAGCUGAGCUAAUAGGCCAGUUGUUUUUUUUGUCAUUGUUAUUUUAUUAAAGUUUCAAAUUUCAAACCAUCUGAACCCCAUUCAUGGGGAAUGUAAGACUCUGCAGGUAAAGCGCACAACACAAUGUUUAUAAUAUAUACACAGUGCAUGCACGAGCAUGACUAUGCAUGAAGUAAUCAUCUAUAAUGUACUGUCAGCUGCCACACAAAGACUAGUCAGUUAAGUGUAAAAGCCGAGAAGAUAUGAGGUUUGGAAAGAGUCAAUUUGGUCACAAGGGUGUUCGUCAACUCUGUAAGUCCAAGCACUCGUCUUUCCAGUCAUAUGGGAAGAGUAAGCAUGUGUUAAAUUGGGGAAAACUAAGAAAGAUGACAACACCUGACCCCUUUGACGAGGCCAAGGAGUUGAGAAUGCCUAAUGUACCAUUUGGUACGAGGCAAACACAUCAGGUUCAACAUGAACCCAACAUGUCUAGUAAGGUGGCUAAGGCAGAGGAUCAGAGGACCCCUUGCAAGCCCACCAAGGCUAGGGAUGGCAAUGGGUCGGGUUGGGUCGGGUUUUGCCAAACCCAAACCCAUGGGUUUAUCCGUGAAAAAAACCCGGGGUAAAACCCACUGGGUUUGAAAAACUCAAACCCAACCCAACCCGCUGGGUAUCCACGGGUUUUUGUCGUAAAAAAUUCACAAUAAAAAA
Molecule: messenger RNA, 7444 nt
Organism: Linum trigynum
Lineage: Eukaryota; Viridiplantae; Streptophyta; Magnoliopsida; Malpighiales; Linaceae
Source: the annotation of a GenBank genome assembly